This is a messenger RNA of Pseudogymnoascus verrucosus, 2996 nucleotides long. RefSeq names its product substrate-specific activator of APC-dependent proteolysis (gene CDH1). Gene Ontology annotation, cellular component: anaphase-promoting complex. NCBI's taxonomy places the organism in Eukaryota, Fungi, Ascomycota, Leotiomycetes, Thelebolales, Thelebolaceae. Gene Ontology annotation, biological process: anaphase-promoting complex-dependent catabolic process; positive regulation of anaphase-promoting complex-dependent catabolic process; positive regulation of ubiquitin protein ligase activity. The coding region runs from base 525 to 2393 and encodes 622 amino acids. The record is from RefSeq and is a predicted model, not a curated record. The transcript is spliced from 3 exons. Gene Ontology annotation, molecular function: anaphase-promoting complex binding; protein binding; ubiquitin ligase activator activity.
ACCUAUCUACACUCACCGACCUCAGCGGUCAAAUCCUCGGUCACUCGCUUGCCUCCGUAAAUGGCUUAGUGCGGCCCCUACCUAUCCCAUUAUCACGAUUGACGAGCGCGGCAACGCCAAACAACAACCUCACGACGACGGCGAAUCGAGCGCCAGGCAGGCUUCAGGAAUAGCUGCUGUAGCUGCAGGAUAUCCGUCACUUCCGCAUCACAAAAUUGUUGCACAGCGAAACCCGACCGGAGUUGAGACUGCGAAAUCGCAUCCGGAGCGAUACAAAUAGAAGUGGAGCACCACCCCCGAUAAACAUCGCCGGAGUGGGACAGUCGUGGAUUGCGACAGCGACUUGUGCCUGCGACAGCGACGCCGAUUAUUCACCUGGCUGGCGAGAGAAGCUAGUAGCGAAUGAGAAGGAGAUUUGGUACCUGGUUCUCGACAUCGAUCUAGACGAAAUAUUGGUCCGACGCUAUUGCUUUGUUCCUUGCGCGCUUCGAUAACCUCACCUUCACCAUCUGCGACAACCACCGAUGGCGACGAUGGAGGCCAGCGACGACAACAACAACACCACAGCUGAUGUGGCUACAGCUGCUGCUUCAAAGGCUAUUGAGAGUGAAACAAUCAACUCCUUGAAUACACCACCGCUCGAGAAGGCGCCCGGAAAUAUGACACCGCCACUUCCAAAGGAGAGGACAAGACGGACAACGGUGAAUGCGAACACAAAUGUGAACAGCAAUACUGCCGGCGCACGGUCAAGGACACCAAGUGCGCCUGCGCCGUUGGAUCCAAACGCUCUUAGCAAAGCGCUAUUCAAGGAGUUUGAGGAGGGUGGAAGGUCGAGGGAUAUCACACCUGGAGGGAGUCCGAGUCGGAAGAGGCAAAGGGUCUACGGCGAUAGAUUCAUCCCAAACCGAGAAGGACAAGACCUACAGGCAAGUUUCAGCUUGCUUCACGAUGAUGGUUCGCCGGCGACACCUUCAAAGGCCAAGAAACGGACGCCGCAUGGCGAGCUUCAUUUCCAAAAGACUGAGGAGGCAAACCGGACCUUUUCCACACUUCUACGGGCAGAAAUAUUCGAUACUUCAGUACCCCAAGCUACACCCACCAAUUUAUCACCAGACACUACAAUACAUUCAACAUCUACGACAGCUCACGAUCCUACUCGCUCUCACACUCCUCCCAACAAUGGAUCAAAUACCUCUGUUACAAACUCCAUGACACCUUCCACACCUCACAAGAACCUCUUCACAUAUAUGUCACCCAGACACCACACCCACAUAGCUGGACACCCUACACCAACUCGAACGCCUCAAAGUCGGCAUGGACCUAACCUCAAUGCAAGAUCCGAGAUUUACAGUCUUUCCCCAGUUCGCCUAAGCAGUCAACACAUGCUCCUGAGCCCACGGAAGCAACCCCGAGCCGUUAACAAAGUUCCCUACAAAGUGCUUGAUGCACCAGAUCUCGCGGACGACUUUUACCUCAAUCUCGUCGACUGGGGGAGCAGUGAUAUCCUCGGUGUUGGAUUGGGAAGUUGUGUGUAUAUGUGGAACUCGGAAACUCAGCGGGUGAACAAGCUCUGCGAACUCGAGGAUGACACCGUCACCAGCGUCUCCUGGAUCCAGCGCGGCUCUCACAUCGCUAUUGGCACUGGGAAAGGCUUCGUGCAAAUCUGGGAUGCAGCUCGGACGCGCAGGCUACGAACGAUGACGGGUCACACAGCCAGAGUAGGUGCGUUGGCUUGGAACGACCAUAUCCUGACUUCCGGGUCGAGAGACCGUCUCAUCUACCACCGUGAUGUACGACAACCAGAUCAGUGGCUGCGAAAGUUGGUGGGCCAUAAACAGGAAGUUUGUGGCCUGCGCUGGAACUGCGAGGAUGGCCAGCUUGCAUCGGGUGGAAACGACAACAAGCUCUUGGUCUGGGACAAACUAUCCGAGACGCCGACGUGGAAAUUCUCAGAACACACCGCGGCCGUGAAGGCUAUUGCUUGGUCGCCACAUCAGCGAGGACUCCUUGCUUCCGGUGGAGGAACGGCGGAUCGCAAAAUUAUCUUCCACAACACUCUCACUGGCGCGCUGAUCAACGAAAUCGACACUGGCUCGCAAGUGUGUAAUCUGGCAUGGAGCAAGAACAGCAACGAGAUCGUCAGCACGCACGGGUACAGCCAGAACCAGAUUGUGGUGUGGAAGUACCCGUCCAUGACGCAGGUGGUCAGCUUGACGGGGCAUACCUACCGUGUGCUGUACCUUGCGAUGAGCCCUGACGGCAGAGUCAUCGUUACAGGCGCUGGCGACGAGACAUUACGGUUCUGGAACGCGUUCCCCAAGAAAGCAGGGCAGCGUGGCGAGGACGGGGAAGGCGGCACCGGGAAGCUCGCGGAGUGGAGUGUCAUCAGGUGAAGAAACAGGGGGUUAAUGACGGGAUGAUAAGGGGGAUAUGGGCGUUGUGGAUGGCAUAUGGCUUUAGCAACGGAGCUGAUGUGAUGAGACUUACGAAGCAUGGCAUUUGCAUGGCUGGCGUUUUUGGGGCUGGGCUGGGUUGGGCUGGGAGAGAUGAAUCAUAUAUGGAUGGGCAUGGCUUUCGACUUUGCUUUAGCGGGGGCAUAUAUUUUUUGCUUUGGAGUUGGGCUUGGGCAUUAGCGAGGCUCUUUCGGGUUCCGUUGGGGGACUUCGGAAUGGGCACAGCGGGUUUUUGUGUGUAAUGAUUGGAGGUGGGGUGGGAAAUUCUCCUCUCUCUUCCAGAUUAUAUAGAGAUAUAGCUGGACGUGGCUGCAUAUCUUGCAAGAAGGAAUGGAACAUUCUACACUCCCAUUUAUGAGCUUACGUUAUACUCUAUGAAGCAUGAUGUCAGCUCUGUUUAUUGACCACACACGCCGGCGAAAGCCAAUCAUAUUCGGAAGACCUAUGCUUGUCAGUAAGCUCACCCUGAGGAAUUGCGGGGUAGGUUUUCGGGAGCUUCUUCUCUGGGCUAUUAUAGAAUGUAGCUGUAGUUAUGAACGGUGG